Prosopis cineraria is the source of this 3672-nucleotide messenger RNA. RefSeq names its product probable serine/threonine-protein kinase At1g54610. Gene Ontology annotation, cellular component: nucleus; cyclin-dependent protein kinase holoenzyme complex. Gene Ontology annotation, biological process: positive regulation of transcription elongation by RNA polymerase II; protein phosphorylation. The transcript is spliced from 9 exons. The coding region runs from base 451 to 2187 and encodes 578 amino acids. The record is from RefSeq and is a predicted model, not a curated record. NCBI's taxonomy places the organism in Eukaryota, Viridiplantae, Streptophyta, Magnoliopsida, Fabales, Fabaceae. Gene Ontology annotation, molecular function: cyclin-dependent protein serine/threonine kinase activity; RNA polymerase II CTD heptapeptide repeat kinase activity; ATP binding.
UUUUGAGAAAACGGGAAGAUCUGACCCUCUCUCUGUAUGACUGCUACUUCCCUAGUCUCGGACCGAGAAAAGACGGCAAAAGGCCAAACAGUACAAGGACCAGACAGAGCUCCCAAGUACUCUCUCUAUUAAGCGACAACAAUCCCGCCCAACACUGACUCUGUUUCAAUUGCUAUCACUCUCGCACCAACUGAAUCUUGCUUCCUUUGACUCAAUCCUAAAUUCCUCGGUUCUUCGUCUGCUUCGUGGCUCCUUAACCUUUAAACCUUGAGAGUUUACUUUCCGAUUUCGAACUCUGCUAAUCACAUGAUGCAUCUUUAAGGAUAAAGUAAAUAAGUAUCUGUCUACUUUUUUGUGCUUGCGUUUCUGACUGGAUUGUGGCGAUCUUAUUCAUAAUUGCAAGAAGCCAGUAGAUAGACCAUGUCAAGAAAUGACGCUUAGAUUCAAGAAAUGGGGUGUGUGAUUAGUCGAGAAGUAUCGUCGGGAAUAAUCUCUGAGGUGAAAGAGGAGAAGAAUUUGAGUAGCGAGUCGACGAGGAAGUUAGAUGAAACGUCGUCUCAGCACGAGGUAGCGGCUCAGAACGGUGGCAAACAAAAGGAAGAGAAGGGUGGUGGUGAUGAAGGGAUCCAGGCCCAACGGCCAAGGGGCGAAAGAAGAAGAUCAAAGCCAAACCCAAGGCUGAGCAAUCCUCCCAAACAUGUGCGAGGAGAGCAAGUAGCAGCUGGAUGGCCGCCCUGGCUUACGGCUGUUUGUGGUGAAGCGCUUAGUGGGUGGAUUCCCCGAAAGGCUGACACAUUUGAGAAAAUUGAUAAGAUUGGCCAAGGAACGUAUAGCAAUGUGUACAAGGCUAAAGAUAUGUUGACGGGUAAAAUUGUUGCUCUUAAGAAGGUUCGAUUCGACAAUUUGGAGCCUGAGAGUGUAAAGUUCAUGGCCAGAGAGAUUCUUGUUCUCAGAAGAUUGGAUCAUCCCAAUGUAGUAAAGUUGGAAGGUUUAGUUACAUCAAGGAUGUCAUGUAGUUUGUAUCUGGUAUUUGAUUACAUGGUGCAUGAUUUGGCUGGUCUUGCUGCGAGCCCAGGAAUCAAGUUCACAGAGCCUCAGGUCAAAUGUUACAUGCACCAACUACUCUCUGGACUUGAGCACUGUCAUAAGCGGCACAUACUUCACCGUGAUAUUAAAGGAUCAAAUCUUCUUAUUGACGAUGGAGGAGUGCUUAAGAUUGCUGACUUUGGACUGGCUUCUUUCUUUGAUCCAAACCACAAACACCCCAUGACUAGUCGUGUGGUUACACUUUGGUACCGGCCUCCUGAGUUGCUGCUUGGUGCCACGGACUAUGGUAUGGGUAUUGACCUUUGGAGUGCAGGUUGUAUUUUAGGGGAGUUAUUGGCUGGGAAGCCAAUAAUGCCCGGUCGUACUGAGGUAGAGCAACUGCAUAAGAUAUACAAACUAUGCGGUUCACCUUCUGAUGAGUAUUGGAAGAAGUCGAAAUUGCCUCAUGCUACCUUAUUUAAACCUCGAGAGCCAUACAAGAGAUGCAUUAGAGAGACAUUUAAAGAUUUUCCACCUUCUGCACUGCCCCUUAUUGAUACUCUUCUUGCUAUUGAUCCAACAGAACGGAAGACGGCCUCAAAUGCUUUAAAAAGUGAGUUCUUCACAACCGAACCAUUUGCUUGUGAUCCUUCUAGUCUUCCAAAAUAUCCCCCAAGCAAGGAAAUGGAUGCUAAACGACGGGAUGAUGAAGCCAGGAGAUUAAGAGCUGCAAGCAAAGCUCAGGUUGAUGGUGCGAAGAAACCACGAACACGUGAACGUACUAAAGCAUUUCCUGCUCCUGAAGCCAAUGCCGAGCUUCAGUCUAAUAUUGAUAGAAGGCGUCUAAUCAGUCACGCGAAUGCCAAGAGCAAGAGUGAAAAGUUUCCUCCGCCACAUCAGGAUGGACAGCUUGGGUAUCCUUUGGGAGCUUCGCAUCAUAUAGAUCCAGACAUUGUUCCUCCUGAUGUUGCCUUUAGUUCUACUUCUUUUACUUAUUCAAAGGACCCAUUCCAAGCUUGGUCAGGUCCCAUAGGUAAUACUGCCGCCAUUGACGCACGAAAGAAGAAGAAGAAACACUCUGCAGCUGAUACAUUGGAUUUACCUAAACCACAGAGAGUUUCCCCCAAGGAUAAGGUUAAAGGAAAGAAAAUCAGAGCCUAGCUAUAUACCCCAUUCAUUCAUAUAGAGAUAAUAUAUCCAAGAAAUUCCCCUGCCUCUGCCACAUCAUUUGAUUCACGGAGUCCAACUGCUAUGGAAGUCUUUCUUUUAGCUGCCUGCUUGCUGGUCUACCUCCCGAGUGUGAAGUACAUUGCUUGGUUAAAGUGCAAGGGUUAUUUUUUAAAAAAACAAAAAACAAAUCUUUUUGUGAUCUCAAUUACUUUUUUCUAAAUUUUUUAUCUAUUGGUUUCUACAAGGAUACAUGAUAUUUUUGUGCCCGAUUUGUUCUCAUGAUUAAAGAGUUUACUCAACAAUGUAUAUUGUGAUUUUAUUUCCAUGUUUUUUGAGAUCCUUGUGUUAAUAUCUGGAAUCUUACUAUUUUAAAAAAAAAAAUUGUAAUAAAUUUUCGAGCUGUUGUUAUGUCCCUGGUUCCUGAGAGUGAGAAAUAUUUAUAUAGCUCCUAAGUGUGCCUCAAAUGAAGAGAGAGAUUUAUGUAGUUUCCAUGUUGAAAAUGGUUUCUAGCGGUCGCGAAUUAGAGAUUUAUUCUCAUAAAUUAUAAUAUGCUGAUACCAACUUGUUGCUUUAAGAUGUGUUAUCUCUUUAUAAAUUAAAAUUUAAACAAGGGCAUAUUGAAAUCUAGAUAAUUUGUAUUAGAAAGUUAAACGGCACAUUUGGCUUUGAAUUUAUUGCCUUUGGGUGCCGUGUGUUACAGUUACUUUGACAUUAAUUUUGAUUGAUAAAAGUUGAGUUGUAAUAUAUAUGAAUUUUGUUCGAGGUACACGCUUGCCGAUCCUUGACUAUUUAAUUUCAUUCUAAUCCAUGUAGAUGAGAUUUGAACAAAUUCGGGGAAUUUUUUUUCUAUUUUUUUAUUUUUUUUUUUUGUUGGUGCUGGUUUGAAUGGUAGAUUGCAUCAGAAGAGCAGUUGAGGAAAGAGGCUGUGAACACGCAGAUAAAUAGAUGCUUGUGGGCUAAGCGAGACUCUCUGGACAUUCUAUAAAUUCCGAACUGAGAAACCAUCUCUCACGUUGUGCUUCAUAUCUCCUUUGCGGGGAUACGUUGCACGUCUACGCUCGGCUGCUCCUGUGAUUUCUCUCCGCACAGCGAGGGAUCAAUAGCAAUGGGACCCGGUGGUCCAGGUCCAGGACCCGGAGGCCCGCCUGGAUGGGGGCCACCCCCACCAGGCCCAGGGUUUUUCGGUGGGUUUUGCGACGUUAUUGGUUCUUGCCUGAGCUUUUUGUGCUGCUGCUGGUUGCUACGAGACUGCUUUGGAGGUCCGUUCGGGCCACCAGGGCCUCCUGGACCUCCCGGUCCACCUGGGCCUCCAUAAGUGUCUGUUUUUUUCCGCCUCCGUUUCCUUAAACUGGCUCUGUGAUUUGCAGUAAUAAUAGUGAGGGCUCUACCUCCUUCAUUUCCCUCAUUUCCCUCGGUUUGUAAUGAUUUUCCUGUUCUACAGAGAAUGAUAAGAUGGAAUGAUACGAUUAUUUAAAA